CAAAUAGUAUUUAGGAACGACAUAUCACGUGGUUCAACGGUCGGGCCCAUACUUUCUAUUCGCUUGGACAUCCAAACAGUGGAUAUUGGUUGUCCACAAAUAGCAAUGCAUCAUUCUAUAUGCAAAUUGAAGAGUACAUCGAGUAUCCAUCAGGCUACUACAGUGCACUUAGCCUUCUACCGACAAAUUCCGCAUAUUUUGGCAUCCAUUUCAUAA
Molecule: messenger RNA, 216 nt
Organism: Loa loa (African eye worm)
Lineage: Eukaryota; Metazoa; Nematoda; Chromadorea; Rhabditida; Onchocercidae
Exons: 1
Biological process (GO): proteolysis
Molecular function (GO): zinc ion binding; aminopeptidase activity
Source: RefSeq, a predicted model, not a curated record